CAGUACGGUGCAUGACGGUGAGUAGUGCGGGAAUGGCUUCGCAAGAUGAACUUGACCGGGCGGUCGCGCAGUGGCUGAAGUGGGACAAGAAUCCUAAAACAUUAGCUGAAGUUAAACAACAGAACUGUGAUGGGAACAUUGAACUGCUUCGGAAGUAUUUUGGGCCCAGAAUGCUCUUUGGAACAGCAGGGUUACGGUCAGUCAUGGGACCAGGAUUUUCCUGCAUGAAUGACCUGACCAUUAUACAGACAACCCAGGGUUUGUGUCGGUAUCUGGAAAAAUCCUUUUCAGAUGUGAAAGACCGAGGUGUCGUGAUUGGUUUUGAUGCACGUGCUCACCCUCCCAGUGGAAGCAGCAGUCAAAGAUUUGCCCGAUUUGCUGCCACUGUUCUGAUUAGCCAGGGUAUUCCUGUGUAUCUUUUCUCUCAGAUUACUCCAACACCAUUUGUGCCUUUUACUGUGUCCCAGUUGAAGCUGUGUGCUGGAAUAAUGGUAACAGCAUCUCACAACCCCAAGCAGGAUAAUGGUUAUAAGGUUUACUGGGAAAAUGGGGCUCAGAUUAUACAACCCCAUGAUGAAGAAAUCGCAAAGGCCAUUGAGAAAAAUUUAGAGCCGUGGCAAGGGUCAUGGAAUGACAAGAUUGUUGACUGUAGUUCCCUCAUUAAAGAUCCUUAUGAAAAUAUGAAAAAUAAAUAUUUUGAAUGUUUACAGAAACAUUGUUUUUACAGGGAUAUAAAUAAAAGCACCAAACUUAAAUUUAUCCAUACAUCUGUGCACGGAGUUGGACACGAAUUUGUACAGUCGGCUUUCAAAGCAUUCAACUUGGCUCCUCCUCUUGCAGUUCCAGAGCAGAAAGAUCCUGAUCCGGAGUUUUCAACAGUCAAGUACCCAAAUCCAGAAGAAGGCAAAGAUGUAUUGACAUUAUCCUUUGCCCUAGCUGACAAGGAAGGAGCCAAAAUCAUUUUGGCAAAUGACCCAGAUGCUGACCGUCUUGCUGUGGCUGAGAAGCAAGAAGGUGGAGAAUGGAAAGUGUUUUCAGGGAACGAAUUGGGUGCCUUGUUGGGCUGGUGGAUUUUUACUUGCUGGAAGAAGCUAAAUCCAGAGUCCUCUCGUCUGAAAAAUGUGUAUAUGUUAGCAAGUACAGUCUCUUCAAAAAUUCUCCAGGCAAUUGCACUAAAGGAAGGAUUUCAUUUUGAGGAAACCUUAACUGGCUUUAAGUGGAUGGGAAACAAAGCUAAAGAACUGAUAGACAAGGGCAAUGAGGUGCUUUUUGCAUUUGAAGAGGCAAUUGGUUAUAUGUCUACUGAAUUCGUCCUAGAUAAAGAUGGUGUUAGUGCUGCAGCCAUUGUUGCAGAAAUGGCUAGCUUUUUAGCUUGCAAGAACAUCACACUGUCCCAGCAGCUCAAAGCAAUUUAUGAAGAAUAUGGUUAUCAUAUUUCAAAAGCUUCAUACUUCAUAUGCUAUGAAACUAAGAGUAUUCAAAGGAUGUUUGAAAAUUUACGAAAUUUUAAUGGAAGUAAUGAGUACCCCAAGACCUGUGGGAAGUUUGAAGUUUCUGACAUUCGGGAUUUAACCACUGGCUAUGACAGCAGCCAGCCAGAUAAAAAGGCUGUGCUACCAACCAGUAAAAGCAGCCAAAUGAUCACCUUCACAUUUAAGAAUGGAUGUGUAGCUACCCUAAGGACUAGUGGGACAGAGCCUAAAAUUAAAUAUUAUUCAGAGUUGUGUGCACCACCUGGAAAUUGUGACCCAGAGAAAUUGAAGGAGGAGCUCAAUGACUUGGUCAAUGCAUUGGUGGAACAUUUCUUCCAGCCAGAGAAAAACGGCUUCACAUCUCAAUCCAACUGAAAUGAUCUCAAAAAUAUUCUUGUCACUGUCAGUCUUAACAGCAGACUAUGUUAACUGUAUUUGCUGUGCUUUAAGUUCAAGUAGUUUACUAUUUUAAAAUGUGCUCUGUUGCUCACAUCCUGGGGAGAAUGAAUAUCUCCCUUUUGUACAGUACUGGUGAAGUAUAGCGGUUGAUUUCCCUUUACAGCUGGAUGUUUCAUAGGUUUCUCUCCUUGAAAUGGUAAGAAAGUUGGUUUAGUACACUCCUUUGUGUGUUCCAGACCCUAUAAUGCAUACUUAUUCAUGGUUUCAAAGCAACAAGGACUGCAAAAUUCUCCCGUUAAUAAGGACUAGCUUUUCAGUUGCUGAGAGCUUAUGCAGCUCUCAACCUAGGGGGUAGAUGAGGGGGAGGCAGAAGCUGUCACUUUUUUAGAUUAUGAAGAUGCUCAGUCCUCUUUUAUCGUCAUUUAGAAUUGCAUGCAUGCAUUAAGAAAUGAUAUAAUAUUUCCUCCGGUGUGAUAUCAGAAAACACAGGACAGACCAAGACUGAAAAAGCUAACAAAACCACAUAAUUAUAACAUUUAGUUACAACAGUGCAACAAUACCAUAACUUGAUGAAGUCCAUGAGCACAGUAAAAAGUUCAAAGUCUCUCAAAUGUCCCACAUUUCACGCAGACGGGAGAAGGAAGAAAAACUCUCCCUGCCAUGCCCGACCACAGUCCAACUCUGAGUCAUCCGAAAACUUCGAGCCUCCGAUCAGCUCUCCGACACCGAGUACUUAGCGGUAAAAUCAAAUCAAAUCUCAGAUGUGAACAAUUUCCUGAAUAGAGCAUAUUUCUUUUUUUUUGUUUCAAACAAUGUUUGACUUGACUAACUUCUUCAUAUCAUAACCUUUGCAGAUUUUAAUUUUUACAUUACAUUUUCACUAAUAAUUCAGCGUAUUGUUGAUUUCAGGCAAAUAUGAGAAUUGAUGUCACCAAACUUUAUAGAAACUUCUUUUUGCCCCUUUAAUGCAUUUUAGUAAUGUGAAAAUACCUACUCAAAGCUUAAUGCAUUUUGUUAUUCUAUGUUCUGUAGAUUAAUGUGAUUUGUAUUUUGUAGGAAUAUACAAUAGAAACAUCUUAACAUUUUGGAAACACUGUGUGGCAAGCCUUAUAGUAUUUGCAGAGAAACUGGGAACAUUUAUUCUGUUACUGAAAAUGUUUCUAUUGAUGCGUCAUCUGUCAAUUGUGUGUAUAUGGCCUGCUUAGAUAAAAGAAGCAGCAUUUGCUGUAAAUUAUUUCAUAAAGAUCAACAAUGGCAAGUGAUAUUGGUCCAUCAGACUUCAGAAACUGGGAAAACAAUUUAGCAACUAUAAGCUUUCAACAAUAACUUAUGGAAUGUCAAGCAAUUAAAUGGUUUAAAUGUUUAACCUAAUUUAAGUUGAAAUGUACGUUACUAUUGUGAUUUGUAAAGUUACCUACUGCAAGGUUUUAAGGCACUAAUUAAAUAGAUCGAUUGAUUUAAGUGCAGUGUGUAUUUCACUGCAGCUUAAUCUAGAGGAUUAAUACAAUGUUCAAAAUGCAACCAGGAACUUUGUUGCUUAAAAUUCAAAAUGCUUAAUUGCAUAUGGUAUUUCUGAAAAAUAUUCUUUGCCUGAAUUACUGAAACACCAUUUGCCUUAAGUGGUCCUUUUGUCACCUUCCAGUUGAGUUUCACUCCUUACUAUGCUGAUUAUUAAGACAGGUACUGUUUGAACAAUUCAUACUGGGUGCUUUCACUUCUAAGUUGCUGCUUCAAUUCUACACUUAAACAGAAGUUGCAGCAGAAUGAGUAGCAAAAUAAAAAAAAUUAUUAUUACCCUAACUAUAGAAUUGAUUUUGCAUAUUAAUGUUUUGUUUUACAGAUGUACUCCUUAUUACCUGCAGUUUUUUACAGUACUUAUCCAACAAGUUGUCCUGUUAAUUUUAUUACAUGUGAUAAUUACCUUCAGUUUUUAAAAGGGCAAUGUUGACACUAAUUAACAUCCAGGUAAAUGUGGGAUUAUACACUGAGCAGCUCAGAUGCACUGCUAUCUUUUGCUUUGAUUAUAGCAUAUUAACAUAUACAGUAUGCUACAAUUCUAAACAUGUUGGAUAUUGCAGAUUGUUCUUCCAAAAUGUCAUAUUUGCAGUAUUAAAAGAUGCAAAUGUUACUUGAGUUAAGUUCUUUA
Messenger RNA from Mobula hypostoma (lesser devil ray), 4017 nucleotides. It is a transcript of the gene pgm2, whose product is annotated as phosphoglucomutase 2. Gene Ontology annotation, biological process: purine ribonucleoside salvage; carbohydrate metabolic process. NCBI's taxonomy places the organism in Eukaryota, Metazoa, Chordata, Chondrichthyes, Myliobatiformes, Myliobatidae. Gene Ontology annotation, molecular function: phosphopentomutase activity; magnesium ion binding. The record is from RefSeq and is a predicted model, not a curated record. The coding region runs from base 12 to 1847 and encodes 611 amino acids. The transcript has 14 exons. Gene Ontology annotation, cellular component: nucleus.